AAAAACAUUUAUCUUUCUUUCAUCAGGUGAUCCCAGCGAGCCAACCUGGUGACCCGUCCAUUUCACCAGAACCUCACAAUCCAAGACAGCACUCAGAACAAAUGGGUUUUGUAAAAGAAGCACAGUUAAGAUAAGCUUUAAAUCUUUGACCCACGUCAGGCGGUAAAUCAGUUCCGAAUCAGGAAAGGACACAAGAAAAAUAAUCAUUGUUUUGUGUAACGUAACGGAACCAGAUAUGGACCAGAACAAUGCUUCGAAUCAUCCGUUCCACACAGAUUUCCAGACUGAACCACUGUUUGGGUUUUAUUCUACCAUUAUCAAUCAGCAGCAGCACAGAUAUGAUGUCCUCGCUGUGGAUGAGACCAGGUGAUCCCACGAAGACACCGAACUUAUUCACUUUAUUUUCUGUGAAUAAGAAUAAGGAUGAGGGGAGUAAGGGGACCCACCAAGAUACUCAGGACUCAGAAUAUCAUGUUGCGCCCCUGGGCCUGUGAAUUAAUUAACAAGGAGAAAUCCGGAGAGGGGUUCUGGAAUAGAUUAACUGGAUCUCCACAGAGGAGGACCUGCCUCCAUCUCAGUCUGACCAGUCUGACUUCAGAGGAGAGAAAUCGGGUGCUGCAGUAGGAACACGGUCCAAAGCUUUAGAAACUUCCUCUGGAGUCACAUCUGAAGAAGAACCUGAAGAACAGGAGUUCUGGCUGAAAGCAUCUUCCAAGGGAGUAGAACCCGCUGUUGGAACUGCCCGGUUAACUCUGCAGCAGAACAUCUCCGGAACAGAAAACAUGGUUCCGAGUUCACGUUCCUCCUUCCUGCAGGGGGCGCGCUGGUGUCAUGAUUUCCAAUAUGCCGCUCAACGUGACGUCAUUGCACAGUUCAAACGGAACCGCGGAAACAGGUGGAGCGCGCGGCCAUCCAGAAUCAGAACCACAGCUGCGGGUCUGUCAUGGUCCAGGAGUUUCACGUGGUCAGGUGUUUCCGCUGCCUGAGCUUCCAGGUGCAGCAGGUGAAGAAGGUGAAGAAAUGGAGCUGUAAGCUGUGUGGAGAAAAGCAGUCGCUGCUGAAGGAAUUUGGUCGGGGGUCUGGAGCGGACUGCCGUCGUCAUGUCCAGAAGCUGAACGCCAUGAGAGGAGCCAUGAUGGAAGAUCAGGAGGACAACACCUGGUCGCUAUGUGAGCAGGUAGAGGCAGAGGAAGAAGAGGAGACGGAGCAUACAGAUGACCAGGUGAGACCCUCUCAGGUGAGCCGUUGGGGCAAGUAUUUGGACACACCUCAGGAGGAGGAGUCCAAGGAAGAGGUCUUAGUGGGCAGGAACCAUCUUCAUGGGAGCAACACCAAUAGCAGGAAAAGACAGAGAUCAGAGGAGCUUGCAGAUGGAAGACGAGAAGAUGGCUGCAUACCUGCCAAGCUGCAGCUUCCAGCAGUGACAUCAGAUGCCACCAGUUCACACAGUGGUUCUGGUUCCAGAUGGAGUCAUUUCCUAAGGGCUCACAGGCAGGGGGUGGAGUGUUCUGUUAGUGGGUGGAGUCAAUCAACAGGUGCAGUAGCUACCAAGGCCUGCAGUGAUGACAUCACACUCCGCCCCCAGUUUCCUGUGCCCUCCAUGUUUGAAAGCGGCGAAGAGUUCAACUUUGAUGACGACUUUCAGAGUUUUUAGCUUUGAUGCCGUUUGUUUAGAUUUGAACUGCUCUGUUUGUGUUUAUUUGACCCACUUUGUUCAGAUCAGAGGCGUUUGCUUUUGUCUGAGAUGUUUUAUUUAUAUUGAUCUCUUGUUUAUUUUGACACAAAGUUUUUUUUAAAGUUUUUAUUGACCAGUUGAUCAGAAAUCCGAUCGUAGAGAAUAGAAACAGAAGAACAAAUAAACGUAUUAAUUAAACAAA
Molecule: messenger RNA, 1877 nt
Organism: Girardinichthys multiradiatus
Lineage: Eukaryota; Metazoa; Chordata; Actinopteri; Cyprinodontiformes; Goodeidae
Product: MRN complex interacting protein
Exons: 7
Coding region: 944-1654 (236 amino acids)
Biological process (GO): mitotic G2 DNA damage checkpoint signaling
Cellular component (GO): nucleus
Molecular function (GO): chromatin binding
Source: RefSeq, a predicted model, not a curated record